Branchiostoma belcheri (Belcher's lancelet) is the source of this 2762-nucleotide messenger RNA. RefSeq names its product palmitoyltransferase ZDHHC3-like. The record is from RefSeq and is a predicted model, not a curated record. Bases 210 to 1319 code for a protein of 369 amino acids. NCBI's taxonomy places the organism in Eukaryota, Metazoa, Chordata, Leptocardii, Amphioxiformes, Branchiostomatidae. Gene Ontology annotation, biological process: protein targeting to membrane; peptidyl-L-cysteine S-palmitoylation. Gene Ontology annotation, molecular function: protein-cysteine S-palmitoyltransferase activity. Gene Ontology annotation, cellular component: endoplasmic reticulum; Golgi apparatus. The transcript has 7 exons.
UGUGAAUGCCCUCAAAAGACGGCUGUUGGAAGCAGACGCGUAAAAUGAGAUGUAUGCGCGAUGGGUGUGUGCGUGACCUAGCGAACAGAACAUUUACAUGUUCUUGACGAUCAAGACAUCAGUGUCCGGAGAUACAUGAGAUCGUGCAAGUUUCCCUAAAAACACAGGCUAUCGGAACGUAUGGUGAAUCCCUGGAUGUAUCGGUCUGCAUGAAUGCAGUGGCACCCGCAGUCAGUCUGGAGGGCGAUGAUCAAGAAAUAACCACGGCCACCACGCGCUUGACCACCAACCACCAACAUGCAGCCAAUGGACACACAGCAGUCAAUGUAGCCAACGGACACUCUGCCAUCACUGUUGUAAGCGAUGACGAACAGAGCCCCUCUAGUGAGGGCAACCCAGUCACCCAUGCUUUAACCAAUGCCUACUGUGACAGCGUAGAAAAACUCCCACAAGUCAUCGAAGUUUCUGGGCGAAGUCGGGACGGCGGACCGGGUUCCGUGAUGUUGGGCGGGAAGGUGUGGUUCGUGAAGGACGGUUGCGGCGUGACGUGCGCGGUGUUCACGUACCUGCUGGUCCUGUACGCAGAGUUCGUGGUGAUGGGAGUUAUCCUGUUCCCCUCCAACAGCCUGGUCUACAGUAUCAUCAACGCAGUCAUCUUCAACUUCUUUGCAUUCCUGGCUGUCGCCUCGCAUGUGAAGGCCAUGUUAACAGAUCCAGGUGCCGUACCUAAAGGUAAUGCUACUAAAGAGUACAUUGAGGGACUGGGGCUGAAGCCAGGACAGGUCGUCUACAAAUGUUCCAAAUGCAGUAGCAUCACACCGGAGAGGGCUCAUCACUGCAGCGUUUGCAGAAGAUGCAUUCGUAAGAUGGACCACCACUGCCCCUGGGUCAACAACUGUGUGGGAGAGGGCAACCAGAAGUUCUUUGUUCUCUUUACUAUGUACAUAGCAAUCAUCUCCCUGCAUGCCCUGAUCAUGGCUGGCAUCAAGUUCUUCGGCUGUAUGGACUCACAAUGGGAAGCAGAAUGCAGCAGGUUUUCUCCCCCAGCUACCAUCAUCAUGAUGAUCUUCCUGGUGUUCGAGGGCUUGCUGUUUGCCAUCUUCACUGCCGUCAUGUGUGGUACCCAGCUGCACGGCAUCUGCAAUGAUGAGACUGGAAUUGAACAGCUGAAGAAGGAGUCUCCGUCUUGGGAGAAGAAAGGGAAGUGGAUGAGCAUCAAGGCCGUGUUCGGACACGACUUCUCGCUGGCCUGGUUCUCCCCCUUCAACCAACCUGACAUCAACAGUGGCAAGAGUCCGCCCUAUCUCUACCAUGUUUAAAAACAUGUCCUCACUACACCCACUGAUAUUGUUUAGAGCAAGGUGUCUGCUGAGGGAUGGAAAAACACUGUUCAGUACAGUACUAGUACGGUGUUGUAAUGGGAAUAAUAAGGUCAAAAUGUCUGCAUGACCAUGAGUAGGUCACUUACCACAUUUACCAGAAUAAUUGCACACCUCCAAGAAGCUUGUCCUUUUUUUGAAAGAAAUGCAUUCCUAGCCUAAUUUAUGCCUGCUAGGGGACAUGUGUAAUUUUGCACACAACUGAUAUGGGUGAAUAUGGAAAAAAGAUACAAUUUUCAGUGUAAUUGAAUUUGAUGAACAUGUAGCAAAAGCAUCACAGCUACGCUUUAUAAACAAUUGGUUCAUGCAGGAAAAGUUGCAAUAGUUUCGUUUCUGAAUCUUUUACAAGUUAGAUCUAUAGUCACUUGCAAAAAGAUUUUUUGAAUGCCAUGCUUGUAUUUUUACAUGCUUUGGCUCCUUUAAAGUAAGAUGGGAAGAUAAGAAACAGCUACGCAGAAAACUUUUUCAACACUUAUGUAGUAGAGUUAACUAAUUUAAAUUUGAAUGUGUAUAAAAUGUAUUUUCAUCAAUGUUUCAAGAACAUAACAUUGAUAGAAAAGUACUGUACGAUCAAAAAUUGUUAGGACUGGUGAUUCUAUUUAGUUAUUGUUGUGGAAAGUAGCAGUGAUUAGCAAUGUAGCAAUGUCUAGCUAUUUUUUGUGCUUUGUUACUAGUAACUUCUAUACAUUUUUACCAAGAAUGUAACAGAUCCAAUAUAACAUGCACCAGCAAGAACUCUUGAUGAAGACUUGUUUGGCAAAACAAGUGUGCUGGUCAAACUUUUGAUACUUAUGAAACGUAAAAACUUGCGUGGGCUGCAUGGUACUUGUACUUAAAGCAUUUCUGGCUGAUAAUUCCAUAGUAGCAAAGUAUUGAAAUCUGUAAUUGUGGUUGUGGACUUCUGUAUUAAAUUUUGUAAAUAGAUGGAAUACUAGUAAUAGUGUAGCUCAAAAUGAUAAUCAUAUGCCCCAAGGUAUUGACUGGUAAGAUGGGUGGUGGAAGGUAAAAUUAUCAUCAGGAGAAUUGAACAAUUGCACAACUGCUAAUAAUCCUUGAAAAGCAAGGGCUAAAGCGGCAUCGAACAAUUUGAAACCCGAAAGAAGAUGAAAAACAAAGUACCAGAAAGCUGAUGGAUAAAAACGUGCACAUUUUUGGCUCAUGUGAACAUUAUGUCCACAUUACGUGCUGCCAAUCUCACAUGAUCGUAUUCUCUACUCUGUCCUUGACUCUGACGUGAAUCUACCUCUGCACAGUGUUGUCUUCAAUAAGCGGCAAAUUCCAGCUGCCUUUGUGUGUAGCUUCUUCUUGGGACUAUUCCAUUCAAAAAAGUUGUGGGGGAAAUUCACUAAACUUCAUUACCAAGACUAUUAGUAAUUUUUUCCC